GGGGGGUUCUUAGAGUAGUCCACGCACUACCCCCCACCCCCACAACCCCCCAAUCACACACACACACGCGCAGUGUUAAUGGUGGGGCUCGUGCAGACGGUUAUCCGUGAGCGCGAGACAGAUAAGCUGCAGUAUCCGCGCGGCGGUGGGAUUAACGGCCCGGAUGUCAGACGGGUUCACGGCAGCGAGUGAAGCAUGAGCGCGCGGGUUCUCCGGGGAAAGACGCCGCAGCUCCCGAUACAGAGAGCGGGACGGACAAAGCACCAUCAUCAUCACUCCAGCUGGGAUGAGAGCAGCUCUAUAAGUAGUGGCUUGAGUGAUGGCUCAGAUAACCUCAGCUCAGAGGAGUUCAGUGCCAGCACUGCCCUCAACUCCAUGCCAACUGUUCCCAUUGGCUCCUGCCGCAACUCUGGCAUUGUGUUGCGGACAGAUGCAGAGAAGCGUUCGCUCAUGGAGAGCGGUCUCUCCUGGAACAGCAAAGACACCAAGCACAGGAAUGAGGGAGGAUAUAACCCAGCCAGCCUAAAGACUGAAUCACCAAACCAGUGGAAGAAGGGUCAGGUGCCGGAUGACACAGGGGUCAGAGGUGAACUCAGGAAGCCACAGACACUCAACCAUCAGUACGGUCUGAAGAAAUGUCGCAACCCCCCCGUGGGCAUAACCUCACCCAUCACCCACAACCCACAGAGCUUGUUGAAAGCACCAGACUCAAAAGAUGGCCAACCCAUGGUGGACAAAGCGAGGAUGACAGUAAAAGCAUCUGCUCUUCAGCGAUCGUGUUCAGAUGCAGAGAAGGAGCGAAGUCAGUACUGCAAGCCGGUUUCUGGCCUGGUCAGACCAUCUGCUGGAACCAGCAACUCUUUUGGGUUCAAAAAGCCUGCCACAGUUACUGAUACCACCAUGGUCCUUACCCCUAAUGGCAGCUUACCUGUAGCCUCUACAACCGUAUCCAAAACACCCAAGUCUUCUGCCAUUCCAGUAAAACCCUCAUGUGGUGGCAUCAGCAGCAGUGGUAAAGCUAGCCUUGAUGUGCUGAGCUCUGAUCAGGGCUUCUCUGCUCCCAACACUCGCAAUAACAUCCAGUAUCGUAGUCUCCCGAGACCUGCCAAGUCCAGUACCUUAAGUCUGACUAAAAGUAAACCAGGGCCUUGUCCAGAUAGCAGCGUAGAUGGUGAUCCGCUCAGCCUCAAAACAGCGGUUCCACAGUCCAAGCUGAAGAGACCGAGUAGCGCGAAAAGCUCCAGAAGGACUGGUAUAAGAGAACGUGGACCAGUCAAUCAGACGGACAGGGAGAAGGAGAAGGCCAAGGCUAAGACAGUGGUGUCUGACUCAGAAUGUGGAGGAAGUGACUCGCUGAAGAAUGGACCUCCCACAUCCACAGUGAGCAAAGCUGAGCCUCCCUCCAAACUACUGGGACUCCGCCAGGCAUCCAUGAUGGGAAAAUACUCUGAUCUGCGCUUGCCAAACUCUCCCAGUGCCAAAACACUGUGCAAACCCACGCAACUGGAUAAAGUGGACUCCAUCAGCCUGGACUGCAGUGAAUUUAAUGUGGAAGACCAUCUCCCUCCUAAAGUGCCACCGUCCAAACUUCAGGAUUUAUCUAAGCCUCUGAGCAGCACAGCUGCUCCUGGAUUAAUGCCCAGCCCUUCAUCUAUCUUCAGCGUUAACUACUCAAACAGUCUCUCUGGCUCGACCGCAGAGAGAGAGGGCCAGGCUGGCACCUCGCCCCUGUUCUACCCACGGCUCUCUGGGCUGCACCGCAGCAUGGAGUCUCUGCCUCUGCAGAUGAGUGUGUGUUCAGCAGGGGGCACUGUGUCUGAGAUCCGGCCUAAGCAGGAGGAAGGAAGCUUAGGAAACAGCUGGUCUCCGGGCAGUAGAGCCUCACUGACCCUCACACCGGACAGCCACCCUGGAUCUCCUCAGAGUGAAGACAGCAGUAAAGAGAGGCGUCACUCUCACGCUAUCCUGAGCCUGAGCGCAUUAGACAGCCCUCCUCCACUACCAUCUCCCACACUAACCUGCAAUAUCCCACUGACCAGUAUCGCUGCUCACAGUCCAGGUAUGGGUAUUCCUCGAAUGACUCGGUCCAACAGCAUCCCCACUCCUGAGACUGGUUUUGAUAUGUACCGGGCCUCACCUCUGGGCAGCACUCUCUCAUUGGCUGAACGUCCCAAAAACAUGAUGCGCUCCGGAUCUUUCCGGGACAGAGAUGCUGGUGAUGAUGUUCACGGCUCAGUGCUCUCACUGGUAUCCAGUGCUUCUUCCAGUUAUUCCUCAGCUGAAGAAAAGAUGCAGGGGGAGCAAAUCCGUAAGCUAAGAAGAGAGCUGGAGUCAUCCCAAGAGAAAGUAGCCAGCCUGACCACUCAACUCACUGCUAAUGCAACCUUGGUGGCAGCGUUUGAACAGAGUCUCACCCUCAUGACAAACCGCCUGCAGUCCCUCUCAGCCAGUGCUGAACAGAAGGACUCUGAGCUACUGGAACUCAGAGAGACCAUCGAAAGUUUAAAGGUCAGGAACACUGAGGCCCAGGCUGUCAUUCAGGGAGCCCUCAAUAAUCCUGAUGUUGUUCCCAAAGAGCUGAGAAUCAAGAGGCAGAACUCCUCAGAAAGCAUCAGCAGCCUGAACAGCAUAACCAGCCACUCCAGUGUGGGCAGUCUGAAAGAGGAAGCAAAAAAGAAGAAAAAGAAGAACUGGCUACGGAACUCCUUUGGCAAGGCUUUCAGCAUUAAGAAAGGCGCAAAGUCCGGCUCCAUUUAUACUGAUAUUGAAGAGAUCACCACACCGGAUUCCUCCGUCCCCAACUCUCCCAGAGUAACUCAUGAAGGAGAGGAGAGUGGGCCGGUUUCCCUUCCUUUAACCCAGACACAUUCUUCCUCUGUCAUCUAUGAAGGGAAUGAGGAGCAGGAGGGUGAGGAGAAAGUGGUGUCUGAUCUUCGUUCUGAGCUCUGGGAGAAAGAGAUGAAGCUAACAGAUAUCCGACUAGAAGCUCUAAACUCCGCCCACCAACUGGAACAGCUAAGAGAGGCCAUGAACAGCAUGCAGGUCACAGUGGAAAACCUCAAGGCGGAGAAUGACCAGCUGAAAACAGGAAGUGCACCAUCUUCAUUGGUGUUCUCUUGUAUACCCCCCUCCUCCACCACUCAGCCAUCAGUACAGACUGCAGCGAUUGGACAUUUUAAAUCUACAACAAACCUCACGAGGUCUUUCAGUUUUUGCCCUGAUGAGGUUUUUGUGUCAAACACUGAAACCACUGACGUUCUGAGCUUAUCACCUCCAAGAGGCGAGACUCGGUUGCGUGUGGUUGUCCGUGUGGCUGACCAACAGCUAUUGAGACAGCAAGGGAAACCAGAUUUUUAUAUCGGAUCAGUAAGGAUUGAUUCAAGAACUGAUUGGGCUGCAGUGGAUACAGUCAUCACAACAACUUUCCAGAACUAUAUCUUCCAGCUGGACCCCAGCACUGGUAUGGGUCUAUCUAUGGACUCCAUCCACAGCUACAGUGUAAACCAAGUCAAACGGGUCCUUGGAGCUGAGAGUCCAGACAGUCCUCCCUUUCACUGCUUAAAUAAAGGACAUGGACUCAUCACUGUGACCCUUAAAGGUUUUAAGGAUAAAUUUGUGGACAGUAUCGUUUUUGAGACUCUCGUUCCUAAGCCGAUGAUGCAGCACUACAUCAGUCUGCUGAUGAAGCACAGGCGGGUGGUCCUUUCGGGUCCCAGCGGUACCGGCAAAACUUACCUCGCUUCUCGUCUGGCUGAAUACCUGUUGGAGUGGACCGGCCAUGAGGCAGGACCUGACCGCAUUGUUACCUUCAACAUGCACCAGCAGACCUGCAGGGAACUCCAGCUGUACCUGUCAACUCUAGCCAAUCAGCUCGAUCGAGAUAGUGAUGCAGAAGACACCCCGCUUGUCAUUGUUCUAGAUGAUGUCAGUGAUGCAGCGUCCAUUAGUGAGCUGGUCAACAGUGCACUGACCUGCAAAUAUCAUAAAUGCCCAUACAUCAUUGGAACAACCAAUCAGUGUGUGAAGAUGUCAUCAAAUCAUGGUCUGCACCUCAGUUUCAGGAUGAUCAUCAUCUCCAACAAUGUAGAGCCGGCCAAUGGCUUCCUGCUGCGUUACCUAAACAGAAAGCUGAUUGAGGUAGAGGAUGAGAGCACAUUGUCCCAGGCGGAGCUGCAGAAGGUGCUGGACUGGCUCCCCAAGCUCUGGUACCAUCUGCACACGUUUUUGGAGACGCACAGCACCUCCGACUUCCUCAUCGGUCCAUGUUUUUUCCUCUCGUGUCCAGUAACAGUAGCAGAGUUUCGUUCCUGGUUCAUCGAUUUGUGGAAUCAGUCAAUAAUACCCUACCUGCAGGAGGGAGCAAAGGAUGGGAUGAAGGUCCAUGGUCAGAAGGCAGUGUGGGAGGAUCCUGUGGAAUGGGUACGGAGUACUCUGCCCUGGCCCUCAGCGCAGCAAGACCAAGCUAAACUCUUCCACCUCCCUCCACCCACCGCCGCUCCCAACACGGCCUCACAGCAGCCAAACUGUGACAGAAACAGCAAGGACACACAAUCAGUGGCCAUGAAUUCAGACCCACUGAUGGCCAUGCUGCUGAAACUGCAGGAAUCUGCCAACUACAUCGAGUCACCGGAAAUGGACAUCUUAGAGGAUCCCAAUUUCCAGCAACACUAUGAACUCUAAAAAAAAAAAAAAAAAAAUUAAGCGCUCACGGGCUAUUACUGUUCUAAAACUCUUUAUUGUGGAGUUGACCUUUCCCCUGUAAAUGUGGGGUCUACAGAAACAUGUAAAGGUUAUGCAGAAUCAGAUAUAAGAAUGUUCCAUUCUUAUGGAUAAUUACUUACUAAAAAAAUCUGACAUAUAGAAGUGACUAAUGUAUUUGUCAUCUCAUAUAUUGCAUCAUCUAAUCUGCAAGUGCAUGGCAAUCAGUCCUUUAAAAAUCUAAAGUGGGACACGUGUUGCUUUAUGUCGGUUCAGUGAACUGAAAAAUACAAUACUGACAAUAUCUAAUGUGGACUGAAGUAUUUUCUUUGUCUUUGAUUUUUCCACUAUUUAAGUAGGCAAUGUUGUUGAUAAUUAUGUUUAUGACACUAGAAGUUAGAUUCCUGAACAGCAAUUACAGCAGGCCAAUUAAAAUUGAGAUUCUCUAUUGUGAGGAAUAUGGAGCCUAACUUUUUGGCUCAGUCCUUGUCCAGAAAGCUUGCCUUAUGAAGGUGCAGCACAAAAAAUGAUAAUAAAAAUAUUAUAAUGUGCUAUAAAUUAGCUUCCACAAAAUUAGUAUUGUUGAUUUGUUACCUCACAGUUUGUAGACAUGUGUUUGUUUAACUUUUCUCCUGUAAUCAAAGUUAUUAUUGAGUAGGACUGUACGAUAAAUGCAUUGCCCGUGUGCAGCAAAAGAGGGCACUCUUUGCAUUGAAAAUGGUGCUCAAGUAACAUAACAAAGGCUGGAGGCAGAGUGAGGUAGAGUAACUACAAACUACUUAUUACCCUACGAAAUAUUGGUGCAGCCAAGCCAAGAGCUAAAACUAAUGCAGAAUCUUAAUCUAUAGUUUUUCCAACAGAGUUAUCACACAUUGGAUUUUUUGUCUGUAUUGUGCACCCCUGUUCUGGAGUUUGUCCUUCAUAAUGGGAAAAAUCUCCAGGUUAUCCCAACAGUUCAUCGUGGCAUUUGAUGCUCUAUCACUUUAGUGGCGGCUCAUGUCCAGCUUCUCUAAAAAAACCCAUUCUAUUCCCAGCACUUUUAAAUGGAGACUAUACAAACUUAGUGUAUAGAUUGUUGUUGCUUGAUGGUUAUACUGCAAAUAUAUGGGCACAUACUGUACAUCAACAUGGUUCAACACGCUAGUCUUAUCCUGUUUUUUUUUUUUUUUCUUAGUCUUGGAGAAAGCGAGAUAAUUAGCCACAAAAGUGUGAGAUCAAAAUGAUUUAAAUUAGAAAAUGCACUUUAAUGUACAGUUGUGUUUGGAUGUCUUAACUUCCUGUUAGUAAUCAAGACUACAGCUGGUAAAUUCUUUGUGCCAAUAUAAAAAAUGAAAGAUGGUUGUAGAUGGAGCAUUUAAAACAACAGAUUCCAUGAUUAAAAGUUCAAACAAUUGUAAGUUAUUGGGAGGUGUAGCCCCUUUGCUAAGAUCUAGCCAAUCUGACCCAUUCACCCCACCCCUUCUCAACUGGGAGAAAAUUAGAACUGAACUAGAGCUAAAUGAUUCUGUAGAAAAAAUCUAAUAUGAAUAAUAUUCAAAUAUUGAGUGAUUUUUGGUUACAAUUUAGAUUUUUUUGUUAGUAUGUAUUUUUUGGACUAUAAAGCUAACCAGGGGGCUAGUAAUCAUUUUUAACUGGGGCUGGCUAGCACAGCUAACCGGGGCUGGCUAUACUGCUAACCAGGGCUGGCUACAUCCCUGUAAAAACAUCCAGUGCUCGCUUGACUUUAAAAUAUAUAUUUUUUUAAGAAUUACAGUUUUGUUUACUUCAGGUGCUUUCCUAUUAGAAGGGAAACAUGGUUGAUGUAGGCAUCUUUUAUGUUGCUUAAUGCCCCUAAUAAUCCGGUGCACCUUAUAGUCCGAGAAAUAAGGUAGUUAAGAUGAGUGUUGUACACUUAUACUACCCUAAAAAAGAACAGUUCAAAGAAAUCAUCAAAAGCCCAGUGCUGCUGUUACAUUUAUAAACUGCCGGCCCGAAAAAAUAGUCGUCACACACUCUUAAUAUUUAUGUAGACCGUCUUUACAUAGUCUGGACACACACACACACAUACGCACACACACAUAAACGUCAUUGUAUGUUUGAGUCUUAGACAUCUGAGAAAAUGUUAUGCAGUGGCAUCGAAAUGUUUGCGGACCUGUGGAUGCUAAAAUGUUUGGUUAUUGUAAAUAGUACAUAUUUUUUCAUCACUUUAAGGCAGAUGAGUGAAUUGUUUUUUUCUUUAGAUUUUUAGAUAUUAAAAAUGUCAUUAAAAAAAGUCAAUCUAGAUAUUUAGAAUAUGUUUGUUCAAAACAUUAGAGUAAAUACAGAUACAGAACCAAAGUUCUGCUUAAGGAGGCCCUGCUAGACAAUCUAUUAAUUCCUGUAAUCAGUCCUUCAUUAAAUUUAAUUAGAUGUGCUGUUACUGGAAUUAAAUCAAUCAAUAAGGUGAUUUUAGGGCACAAAAAAUAGGAAACUAUUCCUGUAAAGUAUCAAUAACUUUAAGUAAAACUAGAAAAUAUUUAUUUCUACUGUAUUUCUGUGUAUUAGUUCUAAUGUUAUCUAGUAUUGAUUUUUAACAAAAAAAAAUAAGUAUUUCACAGCUGCCUAAGACUAAUGCGUAGAGAGUGUGUAAAUGUGUGUAGUUUUCACCCAUAACCCCUUUUUUUUGUUUUACAUAUUAAAUAAAUAAUAAUUUUAACAAAAAUAUGUUAGGCCACAGUAAAUACUGUGGGAUGGUUCUUAACAACUUAACAUAAAGUUAAACUUAAAAACUUAACUUAAAAAAGUAUCUAAAGCCUAACAAAGAAUUCUCUGUCUGCUUUGUGAUGUUUAAAAUGUUUGUUGAAUUCACAAUUCUUUUUGGGCCUUUCCACAACUUUAACUUCUUUCUUUUAAGCCAGUGGUUCUAGAACAUUUUAAACCACAUACCACCUAUAAACAAACAAAAAUUCCAAGUAAUGUGUACUGGUGCUAUGGUGAGUCUUGCCCUUGAUUAUUGUUUCUGGUCAUUGCAGUACGCCUACUGAGAAAAAUAUUAAUUCUAGUAUAGAAACUGUGGUGUCCCACAGGGUUCCACUUUAGGGCCCAUAAAACAGAUGUUGUUCAUUUUAGAACUAGUCCUUAGAAAGAAGAACUGAAAUGUGGGCUUACUUAGAGAGUGUAGAAGGUUAAGCACUAAACAUUAAUUUAUACUGUAUUUCUGUAUAUUAGUUCUAAUGUUAUCUUUUAUUGAUUUUUACAGGAAAUGUAAGUAUUUCACAGCUGCCUAAGACUAUUGCUUAGAGAAUGUGUGUAGAAUUAUGCAAAAGUUUUCAACCAUAAAACCUUUUUUUGUUUACGAUAUUAUUUUAUAAUUUAUAAUUUUAACACAAAUAAGUUAGGGCACAGUAAAUUGAAUGGUUCUUAAAAACCUAACUUAAAAACGUAUCUAAAGUCUAUAAAAUAAUAAUUCUUUGUCUGCUGUGUGAUGUUUGAAAGUUUUAUUAAAUUCACAAUCCUUUUUGAGCUUUUCCACAACCUUAAAUUCUUUAUUUUAAGCCAGGGGUUUCUUAAAUACUUCAAACCACAUACCACCAAUAAACAAACAAAAAAAUCCAAAUACAAUGUACUGGUGCUACUGCCCUUAAUGGUGCCCUUAAUUGUUGUUUCUGGUCAUUGCAGUACGGCCACUGAGGAAAAUUAUGAGUGUCAGAUCUGUUGAACUACUGAGCUAUUAACCCUAAUACAGAAACUGUGGUGUCCCACAGGGUUCCACUUUAGGGCCUCUAAAACUGAUGUUAUUCAUUUUAGAACUGUAGGCCUGAGAAUGAAGAACUAAAGUGUGGGCUUACUUAGAGAGCCUUAAUCUCAACGUAUUAAAAUUGUAAGUGAAAACUAAAUUAUUAGUAAUAACAAAAUUAUUACCAUGUUUGUGCAUGCAGAAAAUUAUCUUGCUUAAUUUGGUAAACCACCUUGAAAUGCAGUUUAGGAACCACAAGAAUGCAGCUUGGUCCAUGUCAGCUUUAGAAAUCAAAAAGUGUUAAAAUCUAAAAGUGAAAACUUUAAAAUGAGUUGGAUUCUGUGUUCCUGUUUAUAGUUGGCCACUUUAUCCAUCUUUUGUGAAGUAACUUUGCUAUGCUAAAUUUCAUCAGAUAAAAUGACAUUUAGAGCAGGAAUGUAUUUAAAGCAUUAAUCAACGACUAAAGCAGAAACAAUGAGACCAAAAACUAAGCAGCAGUGCAUAAAUCAACUGUAUUAGUUUGAUGACACAACCAAUAUUCUUGGAUAAUAAUUCUUAGAUGUACUGUAUAAUUCAUUGUAGUCACACUAAACUGUAGCCCUCAAUGAAAAAAAAAAUAAGUUUACAUUUUUAUAAAGCAUGUUAGGUGCCAACUUGUAAAUAGAAUUUUUACAAAACAACAAAAGAGAAACAUCCAUAAGUCCUCUAAUAUAAUUUAAUAUUUAAUAUUAUAUAUUAAAAUCGACACAGAACAGCCAUUAACUGAAAUUGGGACAUUUUUCAAAAAUAUGUGCUUGGUUUAUGUUUUUUUUU
Molecule: messenger RNA, 9205 nt
Organism: Astyanax mexicanus (Mexican tetra)
Lineage: Eukaryota; Metazoa; Chordata; Actinopteri; Characiformes; Acestrorhamphidae
Gene: nav1a
Product: neuron navigator 1a
Exons: 26
Coding region: 196-4680 (1494 amino acids)
Biological process (GO): neuron migration; microtubule bundle formation; nervous system development
Cellular component (GO): axon initial segment; microtubule cytoskeleton
Molecular function (GO): ATP hydrolysis activity
Source: RefSeq, a predicted model, not a curated record